AUGUCUUGCGUUUUGAUGCAUUUUAACCGAUGUUUUCUCGAGUUUAUCGAGUCUUUUGAGUCUUUUGAGUCUUUAUCAAGUCUUUUCAGGUCUACAGACGUUCUGGAUAGAGUUUCUAUCACAAGGAGUAACAAGAAGUCGAACGGAGCAAAAAGGAGAACGAAGUCAGCAAAGACCGAUCGAAUCCCGCAAGGAGGUCGAUCGAUCCUCCAAGCGACUCACAGCUCGAUCGAAUCUAGACGGGCCAGCGUAGCUCAAUCGACCUCACGUAGCAACAUGGUGCAGCUCGAUUGA
This is a messenger RNA of Microthlaspi erraticum, 294 nucleotides long. NCBI's taxonomy places the organism in Eukaryota, Viridiplantae, Streptophyta, Magnoliopsida, Brassicales, Brassicaceae. The record is from the annotation of a GenBank genome assembly.